UACUCUCUUUAGCCGGAUCCGAGGGGGGGGGGGACAUAGACCCUACUCCUUGGGGGGGGAGGGUCGAAUUUGCGGGCACCUUGAAGCUAUAAAACUUACCCCAUUAAUGUAGCCCCUCCCCCCCCCGAACGACACCUGCCACAAGGAAGGUGCUCACUCUGUAUGUUUACCCAUUGUCAUUACCAUCAGCGUGGUAAGAACUCUCCGGAAAAACUCAGGACUGAGCUGAGCAGAGGCCCUGGGCCCAGCAUGUGGUGGUAGGAGCUUUCAGAAGGAGUGAGCAGUCUGACUGCCCUGAGCCAAAGCCCAGCUCUGCCCUCUGGCUGUGCAACCUCCUGCAGGUCCCUUGACCUCUCUGAGCCAUAGUCCCCUGGCCUGUAAAAUGAGGAUAAUGACACCCAGCUCAUAGGGCAUUUGCAAGUGUUCGGGCAGAUAAUGCCUGGGAAGCAUUUCGCAUUGUUCCUGGCACAGGAGAAGUGGUAAUUAUUAUUAUGAUUCUUAACCAGGUGAGGCUGCAGGACAAGUUGUUGGCCGGGGGCAGGGAGUGAGCAGAGCAUUCCAGGCAGAGGAGAGACGGCCUGCAAAUCUGGGAGGGGAGAGAUGGGGCAUAAGAAUGGCUGGAUGUUCAGAGUCAGAGGGUGGCGGGUGUGGCCGGAGUGGGUAGGUCUGGGCCACUCUGGGUCUAGAAGGGACCUUGGAUGUCUCCUGAGGGCACAGGGGAGGCACGGGAGGGGCAGGGGCAGAAAGGGGUCAAGUGUGGAUCCGGAGACUGGCGGAGGCUGGAGGCUGGAGGGAGGAGGCUAGGGGAGAGGACAGUUCUGAGCAGUGGAAAGGGAGAGGAAGGGGCAGAGCGGGAGGAGGGGAGAGGAGGGAAGAAGGCUCCCAGCCUCUGCAUAGAUGUGGAACCACACUUGAGGUGGAGAACCCAGGAAGGGGGUUGUGUUGGAGGGAAGAUGCUGAGUUGGAUGGGAUGCAAGGCAUUUGAGGCCCUGGGGGGCACGGAGAUGCAACUCUGGGUCUCGGGGGAGGGUGGGAGACAGCCAGUGGAGAUUUGGUCUGAGGGCAGCAGGGAGCUAUGGGAGGAGUUGGAGCAGAGUAGGAGCAGGGUCAAAUGCAGGUAUCUGAGGCUGCAGGCAGGACAGAGUGGAUUCAGGGUCAGAGGCUGGUGAGGAGGAAGCCCGAACUGCGGCUGAGGCCAUCAGAGGUGGGGCUCUCUGAAGGGUCACCUCACCCUCCUCCAAGAAGUCUUCCUGGCUUUUGUUCCCCACGGGUUUGCUACCACGUUUCCGCUGGGACCCAUCUCUCACCAUCUUCACCCCAGGGGUAGGGAGUGCAGGGGUCAGAUGCGACGAGCCGAUGAGGACCAGUGGGGUGGGGUGGCUGGAUCUGCCACUAGAUUGGGGGUGGGGGAUCCUGGCACCUCCCACUGGGUCUGGUUUCCUUCCCCGCCCAGGAAGCUACCAGUCCUGUCGGACUCGUCGACCGGGGAGGCACAGGUGCAGGCCCUGGAGUCGCACUCCAGUGUCCUCAUGGGUGCGGCCAGCACCAUGGACACCUCACGGGCUCUGCUGCUCUUCCUGCUCCUGGCCUCCCGAGAAGGGGUCCUCACCCACGGAGCCUCUUCUGGAGUUCAGCAAACCAAUUUCUCCCUGGACUCAGAAAGCUCUUCCCAUGGCCCAGGUUCAAAAGUCUCCUCCAUCAAACCCCCCAGCUGGAAAUUUCCAGAUCAGUCUCCAGGUUCAAAAAGCACUGCUGCUGUCCCUCAUUCCAAAUGGUUUCCUGAGGCCUCGAAUUUUAGCGAUGUGCCCAGGUCCGUCUGGCCAAAUGUUUCUGCUGAGGGCCAAAAGCUGAGCCUGGAUCCUACCGUCUCUGAAAUCCCGGAUUCCGAAGUAUUUUCUGAUGUCUUGGGUUCUCAAGUUCCUGCCAAAGACUCGGAGCCCUCCUCCUCUGUUAAGACCCCAGCUUCAAACAUUUCAGCUCAAGUCCCAGAUCCUGAAGUAUCUGUUGAGACCCCAGGUUCAAAAUUCUCCCCUGAGGAUCAGGAUCUUGACAUCUCUGCCCAGAACCCAGAAUCCAAAGUCAUCGCAGCAGCUCACCCAGAGGCAAGCCUCCCCCAGCAAGUGGGGAGGCCUCUCUCGGUGCUAGUGGGGACCACCAUCUGGCUCCCUCUAGUCCCGGUUCCCAGCCCCAGGCCUCCUGCUCCUCUGGUUGUCUGGCGCCGAGGCUCCAAGGUGCUGGCAGCUGGAGGCCUGGGGCCAGGGUCCCCCCUGAUCAGCUUGGACCCUGCUCACCGAGACCGCUUACGAUUUGACCAGGCCCAAGGGGGGCUGGAACUUGCCUCUGCCCGGCUGGAGGAUGCUGGGGUCUACACUGCUGAGGUUAUCCGGGCUGGGGUCUCCCGGCAGAUUCGGGAGUUCCCGGUGGGUGUGUAUGAGCCGCUGCCCCCGCUGUCGGUGCAGCCCAAGACCCCCGAGACAGAGGAGGGGGCGGCCGAGCUCCGGCUGCGCUGCCUGGGGUGGGGGCCGGGUCGCGGGGAGCUGAGCUGGAGCCGGGACGGACGCACCCUCGAGGCAACGGACCCUGAGGGAGCUGAGCCACCCCGGAUCCGCACAGAGGGCGACCAGCUGCUCAUCAUGCGCCCUGUGCGCAGCGACCAGGCCCGGUACACUUGUCGCGUCCGCAGCCCCUUCGGCCACACGGAGGCUGCGGCUGACGUCAGUGUUUUCUACGGCCCGGAUGCACCAGUCAUCAAGGUCUCCUCGGACCGCGACGCCGCCCCCGCCCUCUAUGUCACCGCGGGCAGCAACGUGACCCUGCGCUGCACCGCCGCCUCGCGGCCGCCCGCCGACAUCGCGUGGAGCCUGGCCGACCCGGCCGAGGCCGCGGUGCCCGCCGGCCCGCGUCUCCUGCUGCCCGCGGUCGGGCCGGGCCACGCCGGCACCUACGCCUGCCUCGCUGCGAACCCGCACACCGGUCACCGCCGCCGCUCUCUGCUCAACCUCACGGUGGCGGAUCUGCCUCCCGGGUCCCCACAGUGCUCAGUCGAAGGCGGUCCGGGGGAUCGCAGCCUCCGCUUCCGCUGCGCGUGGCCCGGCGGGGUCCCUGCCGCCUCUCUGCAGUUCCAGGGUCUCCCUGAAGGCGUCCGCGCGGGGCCGGUGCCCUCUGAGCUCCAGGCGGCUGUCCCCGCCCACCCCCGACUCAGCGGCGUCCCCGUCACCUGCCUCGCUCGCCACCUGGUGACCACGCGCACCUGCACUGUCACCCCGGAGACCCCUCGGGAGGUGCUGCUGCUUCCCACAGUGGAGGAAACACGGUCAGGGGGGACAGAGGUGACGCUGGAGGCCACUGGCUGCCCUCCCCCGUCGAGAGCAUCUUGGGCCCGGGAAGGGCGGCCCGUGGCCCCAGGAGGUGGAGGUCGCCUGCGGCUCAGCCAAGAUGGGCGCAGGCUCCUCAUUAGCAACUUCAGUCUGAAUUGGGACCUGGGAAAUUACUCCGUGUUGUGCAGUGGGGCUCUGGGUGCUGGGGGCAACCUGAUCACGCUCAUUGGACCUUCCAUCUCCUCAUGGAGGCUGCAGAGAGCCCAGGAUGCCGCAGUGCUGACUUGGGAUGUGGAACGUGGGGCCCUGAUCAGUGGUUUUGAGAUCCAGGCACGGCCAGAGGGCCCUGACCUGGGUAGAGCCACUACCUACAAGGACUGGAUCUCCCUACUCAUCCUGGGGCCUCAGGAGCGGUCAGCUGUGGUGCCCCUUCCUCGUCGGAACCCCGGGACCUGGGCCUUCCGUAUCCUGCCCACCCUGGGGGGCCAGCCAGGGACCCCAUCACAAAGCCGAGUCUACCAGGCCAGUCCCACCCUGGGCUCUGGGGCCAUUGCUGGCAUCAUCCUGGGCUCCCUACUGGGCCUGGCGCUCCUGGCAGCACUUCUCUACCUGUGUAUCUGCUGCCUGUGCAGCCUUAGGGGAGACUCUCUUAAAAAGAAGCAUCGUCCCUCCUCCUUGACCCCUGUGGUUCCCCCGCUGGAAAAAAAGAUGCAGAGCGUAACCCCAGUGCAGACCUCACAGCCUCUGCCCCUCAAAGUCCCGCUGGAGGACCCUAGCCCAAACAGGGCCCACCAAGCCACUGGCCCCAGUCCGGUCAUCUCUACUGGUGGGGGCCCAAGGACUGUUCGGGCAGCCACACAGGUGUGACCAGGGCCCACUCUGCGCAGGAUUUUUUUUUUUUUUUUGGUAGGACCUCCCAUUUCCCCCCAACAGCAGGCAGGGCCUUCCUGUCCUGCUGUGACUGAAGACUGGCCCCUGAAUGUGAGACUCCCUGUCUCCCUCUCAGCGCAGAAGACUCUACUUGUAUUUGUGCAACUAAGGAGCUGUGGCUUCUGGGUUGGGGGAGACUCCUGCUGAUCUACCCGUGUGGUUUGCAAAACCUCCAGGCAGGCAGGACCUGCAGGCUCGGUGGUGGACAGGCCGGUGGACAGGCCGGGCUUGUCCUGUGCUGCUCCAAGC
This is a messenger RNA of Zalophus californianus (California sea lion), 4496 nucleotides long. It is a transcript of the gene VSIG10L, whose product is annotated as V-set and immunoglobulin domain containing 10 like. The coding region runs from base 1344 to 4184 and encodes 946 amino acids. Lineage: Eukaryota; Metazoa; Chordata; Mammalia; Carnivora; Otariidae. The record is from RefSeq and is a predicted model, not a curated record. The transcript has 10 exons.